CAAAAUUUAGUCCAUGACACAGCGUUUGCGCCUGAAGCGGGAUGAAUUCCCUGGAGACUCACGAGCCACGACGGGUCAUUGUAUAGCUACUCAAACCUAUUUAUUCGCGCAACAUCGUAUCCCCGCCGGCGUCCCGCCUCUGCUGCGCCAAUCAUGGGAGGCGUUUUCGGCCGGCCGAAGCAGGAGCGCGGCGACGGGAAAGUUGUGGCUAUAACGGGAUGCUCUAAAGGGGGGAUCGGCUACGCUCUGGCAGAGGAGUACGCGCGGCGAGGUGCCAAGGUGUUUGCGACGGCGCGGAGGACAGAAGCCAUGGAGGGGCUUCAGGAGCUGGGCGUGACUACAGUGAAGCUGGAUGUGACUAACGAGGAUGAGAUCAAGUCUGCAGUGGAUGUGAUUGUAAAGAGCGCCGGGAAGAUCGACGUUCUUGUGAACAACGCGGGUGUGCUUACAAUGGGGCCCGUGGCGGACCUCCCCCUCUCCGCCUGGCGCCAUGGCUUCGAAACCAAUCUGUUGGGAGCAGUGGGCAUGGCUAAAGCUGUGUUCCCCCACAUGGCUGAGAGGAGGCGCGGGUGCAUCGUGAAUAUAUCGAGCAUCCUGGGGUACCAAGCCUUGCCCAUGGGAGCUGUGUACUCGGCGUCCAAGGCUGCCCUAACCGCGGUCACCAACUGCAUGCGCAUGGAGAUGAAACCGUUCGGCGUGAAGGUCAUCCUUGCCACGCCGGGGCUCAUCAAGACAGAGCUGUUUGGAAAAUCCAGCAACCAUUCCGUUCAGCUCGCUCCCACCAGCCUUUACUCCCCCUGCCAAGCGAACAUCGAUAAAAUGGCGAGCCUGACCAACACUGUAGCCAUGACUCCAGCCUCCCACCUCGCUUCACUCAUUGCGAACGCCUCACUUUCAUCCAAUCCCCCCUGGCGCCUUUUUGCCGGGGAGUUGUGGUUUCCUGUGAUGGCGAUGGUGUGGUUCGCGCCGGUGUGGCUCUUGGAUUGGUUUUAUUGGAAGGGGCAUGGGGAUGCUUUUGCGGAGGGGGGGAGGAGGAAGAGGAUUGCUGUUGAUGCAGAGGAUAUGAAGCAUAAAUAGAGCUGCAUUCAUUUCUGGGAUUGGUAUGGAUGGUGUUUUUUCAAGAGGUUUCACGAAGGUGUCGUGCUGGUUUUAGAAUUUAACGUAAUGUAAGAAAAGAGCCAUUUGUCAAAUGCUUUUUUAAUACUGAUUAUUGUCUGAUA
Molecule: messenger RNA, 1220 nt
Organism: Closterium sp. NIES-67
Lineage: Eukaryota; Viridiplantae; Streptophyta; Zygnematophyceae; Desmidiales; Closteriaceae
Source: the annotation of a GenBank genome assembly